This is a messenger RNA of Daphnia pulex (common water flea), 728 nucleotides long. Its product is annotated as cilia- and flagella-associated protein 251-like. The coding region runs from base 1 to 624 and encodes 207 amino acids. The transcript has 3 exons. NCBI's taxonomy places the organism in Eukaryota, Metazoa, Arthropoda, Branchiopoda, Diplostraca, Daphniidae. The record is from RefSeq and is a predicted model, not a curated record.
AUGGCAGCAACAGGUCUUGGGGCCUCCGGCGUCCAGCUGCUGAUGACUGCAUCAAGGGUCGCCUUGAUUGCAGCGAUCUUUGAAACGAAGAAAUGGCUGAACCUUUCAACCACAGCAGCCAAGCAGCCAGCCGACGAAGCAAAAGCAAAACACGAGAAGAAGAGAGAAAAGCAGAAGAAGCCAAAAAAAAAAAGCCGAGAAAGCAAGAGCAGAAAAGAAGAAGACGAAGAAGUAAAACGCCUAAGAAAGACAGGUGUACUGGAAGAAACAGGAAGAAGCCGUGUAAGCAAGAGCAGAAAAAGAAGACCAAGAAGAACGCCUACUGAAGACAGGUACAGUUACAGUACAGGUAAAGCGGAAGAAAGAAGAAGAAGACAAGUACCCGAACAGGACGAGGGCGUGAAAGAACAUGAGGAAGAAGAAUCAGAAGAAGAAGGCGAAGAAGAAGAAGAAGAAGAUGAAGAACACCUACUGAAAAAAGAUACAGUGGAGGAAAAAAGAAGAAUACGAGGACGCGGAAAUGACAAGAGCGAGAAAAAAGACGAGGGAGGCGUCAAGAGAAAAGCAGCAGACAACGAGAAGAUGAAGAAAAAGCUGAGGAAGCAAGAGCAGAAAAACGAGUGAAAGAAGAACCAGAAAAUCUAUUGGAUGACCAGAACUUAAGGCAAACGAGGAAAAAACCGCUAAUGAGAAGAACGAGAAGACAAAAACCUACUGAGAAAAUCGAG